AUGCCCGCGAUCGCGAUCGCGCGCGCGGCGCCGUGGUGGCACGUGAAGAACCACCCGACGAGCGGGAUCGCGCCCUGGCGCCUGAUGGAGAUGCUGUGGCGACACCGAGACGCGAUCGAUUGGACGCGGUCGAUGGUGCGGGUGGGGUUUUUGGCGACGCUGUCGAUGGUGAACGCGGUGUGGGCGCUCGUGGACGGGGCGCUGUGGGUGCGAUGGCGACGGACGCGGAUUCGGGACGAUCCGGUGUUCAUCAUCGGGCAUCCGAGGACGGGGACGACGCACGCGCAUAAUACGCUGGCGAUGGAUGAGGGACGGUUCGGGACGUGCACGACGUUCGACGUCGGGUUCCCGAACGGGUUCCUGACGAGCGAGUGGACGAAAGGGGCGCUGGAGUUGAUGAUGGAUGAGACGCGACCGAUGGAUAACAUGGAGCUCACGAUGAGUUCACCGCAGGAGGAUGAGUUGGCGACGAAUAUUUUAAGCGGGGGGGCGAGUCCGUACGCGGCGAUCAUGUUCAUGACGGAGGAAGAGCGGUUUCGAAAGUUUUAUGAGCUUCGAGAAGAUCACGAGGAGUAUCCCAUCGAGCCGAGCGAGCUCAAACGAUGGAAGUCCGCGUUUUUGACGUUCGUGAAGAAGCUGCAGUACAAGCGAGGGGAGGAUAAACGAUUGCUAUUAAAGUCUCCGGUGCACACCGCGCGCGUGCGCUUGCUGCGCGAGAUGUUUCCGCGCGCAUCCUUCAUCUUCAUGUCUCGACACCCCUACGACGUCUUCAGGUCUGCGGUGAACAUGGCAGAUAAAUACUAUUGGCAGUGCUAUUUCAAAGAGCCCACGGUGGCGCAGGUGUUGGAGUUCAUACUGAAACAGGGAGAAAUUUUGCACGACGCGUACAUUCGAGACGCCGCAGAGCUUCCGGCGGAGGCGCUGUACGAAAUUCGUUUCGAGGACCUCGACGCCAAUCUCGAGGGAACGAUGCGAAAACUGUACGAGCACUUCGGUUGGGACGACUUUGAGGACGCGCUCGCGCCUAAACUGCGAGAUUACUCAGAGUCGUUGCGAAACUUCAAGAAGAACAGCUUUAGCGAGCUCGACGAGGAGACGAAGAAAAUCGUCCAGCGGCGGUGGGCGCGAUGGUUCACCGACCUCAAUUAUAAAACAUAG
Ostreococcus tauri is the source of this 1158-nucleotide messenger RNA. RefSeq names its product P-loop containing nucleoside triphosphate hydrolase. The record is from RefSeq and is a predicted model, not a curated record. The transcript has a single exon. NCBI's taxonomy places the organism in Eukaryota, Viridiplantae, Chlorophyta, Mamiellophyceae, Mamiellales, Bathycoccaceae. The coding region runs from base 1 to 1158 and encodes 385 amino acids.